Molecule: messenger RNA, 1278 nt
Organism: Pedinophyceae sp. YPF-701
Lineage: Eukaryota; Viridiplantae; Chlorophyta; Pedinophyceae
Source: the annotation of a GenBank genome assembly
AUGAUAGGCCAGCUAAGGGGCACUUGCCCGCCUAGCGGGCGCCUCCGCAACGCCACGGAGCUCCGCACCGCGCCCACGCCUCGGCUUCCGGCGCCACGCCGCGCCUUGGCGGCUGUGCGCGCUGCCGCGGACGAAGGGCCGCAGGACGAGGCGUCGAGGCCCCGGCCCCGGCGCACAAGCAUUUUGAGGAGGAGCGCGCCGAGGGCGCCCCGGAAGGAGGCGCGCGUGGCGCCGAGCAAGCCCGCCGGGCGGCCGGUGGCGAGGGACAGUUCGGAGGCCGAGCCCUCGGGGCGGGACGUCGCGGUCACGUUCGAGCUGCGGCACCCCACGGAGUGGGGUCAAUGCGUGCGGGUGAUUGGCUCCGUGGCGUCCCUCGGCUCCUGGGAGCUGUCGAAGGCGGCCACUAUGACGUGGACGGAAGGCCACGUCUGGAAGGCCGCGAUCAAGAUGCCCGUGGGCUCUGUCGCCGAGUACAAAUACGUCGUCACGGAUCCCUCUGGCAAGCAACCAUUCUACUGGCAGCAGGGCAAUAACAGCGUGUUGGCGCUGAACUUCAACGACAAGGAGGUCACCGUGAAGGACAACUGGGCUGCAGCUCCUGGAGCUUCCCUCGUGUCCGGCAACGAGCAGACGACGCGCGAGAACCGCCUCGCGGCGUGGGCGAACGAGAUGCACACGACCAUCGCAGCCCAGCGCCGAGACCUCAGGCAGGCGCGCAUGGAGCUCGUCCAGGUCAAGGAGGAGGCCAGGCGGGCCAAGGACCUCGAGGCCGACCUGAACCGCGAACGCACGCACCGCAGGGAGCUGGAGACGGUGAACAAGCAGCUGCUGCAGGACAACGCUGAGCUCCAGGCCGAGGUGAGCAUGGCCCGGUCGGAGUUCCAGGAGGCGCUGCGGAUCGCGCAGGACAUCCUGGUGGAGGACGAGGACGAGCUGGAGGCGGCGGAGGUCGAGGAGGCGGCGGAGGAGCCCGCGUCCCGGCCUGGGGUGAUUCAGGACGUGCAGGUGAAGACGUCGGACAUCUACGACACCAUCGGGCGCGACGGCGGGUUCAUCUGGGCAAGCACGGACGAGGACACGGACGUCGUCGCCGCGGAGGACGACGGCCAGGACAUCACGGCGCAGACGGCACCGCCGCCGACGUCCGGCGGUGUGCUCGCGGCCGAGGAGGCCAAGGCGACCGAGAAGCCCGCGGAGGAGAGCGGCGGCAGGAGGCGGGCGGCCGACAUGUGGUGGAGCAGAUCCGUGUCGGCCAGGACGCGCUCGCAGGACGCGUAA